Dendrobium catenatum is the source of this 2999-nucleotide messenger RNA. RefSeq names its product trihelix transcription factor GTL1. The transcript has 3 exons. The record is from RefSeq and is a predicted model, not a curated record. Bases 346 to 2481 code for a protein of 711 amino acids. NCBI's taxonomy places the organism in Eukaryota, Viridiplantae, Streptophyta, Magnoliopsida, Asparagales, Orchidaceae.
AUCACUCAUUACUUUCUUUCUUUCUUCUGAAACCCUUUGUUUCAGAACCGCUAGUUCCUCUUUCCUGCACUACAGCUCCGCAGCGGCUUUAAUAUUCUCCUUCUUUGGAGUUGUAAAUCGUACUCUGAAUUGUUAAAGUUGUUUUUGGCCAGCGCGCGCUUACUGUAAAGCUUCCACUUCCCCACCUCUCUCUCUCUCUCUCUCUCUCUUUCUAGUUGUACAAGUUUCCAUGAGUUUCACCUUUGUUAUUUCUCUCUUCUUCCGCUGAGUACUGGAGGAAAGAACUGCUGUGGCUGUAAGGCUGUAACUGCGACGGGCAUCGGAGAGGGCGAAGAUUCCGGACGCAUGCAGCAGCAAGGAGGGUCCCAGUAUGGGGUGCCUCCGCUGGAAAUGGUCCCGCAGUUUUCUUCAGCUUCGGCAGGGGCUCGGCAGCCGCGGAUGAUUGGAAUUCAUGGCGGGGCCGACCAUAUACAGCAUCAUCCGGCAGCGGAGGCCGUCUCACCAAUCAGCAGCCGGUCGGUGCCGCAGUCUCAGGCUGGUGUGUCUCGCUCGCCGGCCACGUUUUUUGAUGAAUUGGGAAGCGGCGGCAGCGGCGGAGCGGUGACGAGGAGUUUCGCCGACGAAGAGGCGCUUGCUGCCGGCGACGAGGGAGAGAGAGGCGGAAGCGUUGGAAGCCGGUGGCCGAGGCAGGAGACGCUGGCGCUGCUUAAGGUCCGGUCGGAGAUGGAUGCCGCUUUCCGCGACGCCACGCUGAAGGGCCCUCUAUGGGAGGACGUCUCGAGGAAGCUCGCUGAACUUGGCUACAAAAGAAGCGCAAAGAAGUGCAAGGAGAAGUUCGAGAACGUCCACAAAUACUACAAGCGCACAAAAGAAGGCCGCGCCGGACGCCAGGAUGGCAAGAGCUACCGCUUCUUCAGCCAACUUGAAGCUCUCCACAGUGCCACCGCUACCCCCGCCACCGUCUCUUUGUUCUCUUCCGCGUCCAAAACUGCCGAUGCAUCUGUUCCUAGUGGCUCUUCAAUGGCAGCUCCACCAGCUGAUAGAAUCCAACCACCACCUCCCCAGCUCUCUGCUCUGGGGCCCGACAUGCCACCAAUAGCCGCCGCCGCGGGCAUCAGCUUUUCUUCUAACACGUCCUCUUCUUCAUCCUCGGACUCCGAUGAAGACACGGACGAUGGAGGCGCCGGCGACGGCAGCAGGAAGAGGAAGAGGGAAGGGUGGCCGUGUGGGAGGGGAAAGACGAUGGCUUUCUUCGAGGGACUAAUGAAGCAGCUGAUGGAGCAGCAAGAAGCAAUGCAGCAGCGCUUCUUGGAAACGAUCGAGAAGCGAGAGCAGGACCGGAUGUUUAGGGAGGAGGCGUGGAAGCGACAGGAGAUGGCUCGGCUUAAUCGUGAGUACGAGCUAAUGGCGCAGGAGCGCACCAUGACGGCGAAUCGUGAUGCCGCCGUCAUCUCCUUUCUGCAGAAGUUCACCGGCGGAGUAACUAAUCCGCCGAAUCCAUUGCUGGAAGUUGCCACCGUCUCUGCUCCAGCAGCUCAUGAACCAUCGCCGCCGCCGCAGGAAGAUCUGCCUGAGAGCCAGAGAAGCCAACAAGGCAAUGAGAUUGUAAUCCAUCAGCCCUCAGUAUCGUCUGAACCGACCGCUUCAGCGGCAGAGGUGGCACUGGAGGUUGUAGCAGAUGCUUGCCCCGACGUGGUUUCUCUGUCGAAGCCAUCACCAUCAGCACGGUGGCCGAAAGCGGAGGUUCUUGCACUAAUCAAGCUGAGGAGUGAACUAGACAUGAGGUACCUGGAGGCUGGGCCGAAAGGGCCAUUGUGGGAGGAGAUAUCUCUUGGGAUGAAACGGCUGGGAUACAACAGGAGCGCCAAAAGGUGCAAGGAGAAGUGGGAGAAUAUUAACAAGUAUUUCAAGAAGGUGAAAGAGGGGAACAAGAAACGGCCCGAGGACGCCAAAACUUGCCCUUACUUCCACGAGCUCGACGCGCUCUAUCGUAGAAAGCAGCAACAAGAGAGUGCUCCGACGACUAAUCCAGCGCCAUUAAUCUCUGCACCAGCAGAGCAAGAGAGUUACAUUGGCGACCACAAAAAUCCAGUUACCGUUAGAACCAACAUUGGGAAUGGCGGAAAUCAUGAAGGGAGUGGCUUCCAAAUGCCUAGGAGCAACGCCAAUGGCCUUUCUCAGGUUUUCUUUGGAGGAGGUCCGAACAGCGGGAGCGAUGCUGCAUUGAAGAAGCCAGAAGAUAUCGUUAAGGAGCUGAUGGAACAACAGAAUCAUGAGGACGAUGAUGAUGAUGUUGAUGAUGAUGACUAUGAUGACGAUGAUGAAGAGGACGACAGUAAGAUGAGAUAUGAGAUACAGUUCCAGAGACAAAGCGUGGGAGCUGCCGGCGGCUCUCAUGGUGGUGGAAAUGCAGCUGGAAAGGCGCCGACUCCGGCUCCCCCCACGUCGAAUGCAGGUUCUUUCCUCGCCAUGGUUCAGUGAUUCAUUCUUCUGCCAUCUCAUUAUCCUUAUCAUCUUCCUCCCAAACUAAGACUUCACCUUAUAAAAAGGCAAGUUUUUCUAUGUUGAUUUGUUGUGGGAAUAAGGAUCAUUUCAGGCCAAUUGAGUAGAUACCACUGAGGGGAAUAAUGUCACAUCAAAGUGCAGAAAUAAGCUUAGCCAAGAGCCGCUGCUAUUCAGUGUAAAUUAGAGGAUUUUUAGAUAAAGAAGGCAAAUUUCUUUGUAGCCAAUCUCAUUAAACAUGUUUAUGUGCAACUAAAUUGUAAAGUUUGCAUCAGAGUCUCCAUUGCAUGCCCCGCCAGCUCAAGAGAAACAUCAGGAGAGGAAAAAGGUAUAGGCAGGUGGGACGCGUACGUGUUUCUAUUACUUUAUAUCUGAAACUCUUAUUUUUACUUCUUGCAGAGUUUAGAAAUGGCCUUUAUAUAAUGCUGGUUUGUGACAAAAUGUACAUUAGUUGGAAAAGACAAAGAGUGUAUUAUAGAAGCUAUAGUAUUUGCAAU